Messenger RNA from Photinus pyralis (common eastern firefly), 603 nucleotides. RefSeq lists its product as uncharacterized. NCBI's taxonomy places the organism in Eukaryota, Metazoa, Arthropoda, Insecta, Coleoptera, Lampyridae. Bases 1 to 603 code for a protein of 200 amino acids. The transcript has a single exon. The record is from RefSeq and is a predicted model, not a curated record.
AUGGCCGAUGCGUGCUGCAAAUUUACAUACAUUAACAUUGGUGUUAAUGGUAGAAUAAGUGAUGGUGGAGUGUUUCGUGAUUGUACUCUGUCAAAAGCAAUUCAAAACAAUUCGUUAAAUUUUCCACAAUCUCGACCAUUACCAGGAUCCAGUAACAAUGUUCCAUAUGUGAUAGUUGCAGACGACGCAUUUCCACUGUCCACAAGAAUAUUAAAACCUUAUCCACAACGAGGUUUAUCUCACGACAAGAAGAUAUUUAACUAUCGGUUAUCAAGGGCACGACGUAUCAUUGAACAUGCAUUUGGUAUUCUUGCCAACAGAUUUAGAGUAUUGUUAAAUCCGAUAUGUCUGUCACCAAAUAAAGUAGAAAAAAUUACUUUAGCUUGUGUGGCACUACAUAACUAUUUAUGUACAAAUAGUGGACAAUUUUAUACUGAUUUUGACGAAGCAUCAAUUAUCACAUUGGAUACAUGGAAACCACAGGGAACAAAUCGAACUUCCAGAUCAGCAUUAUCUGUGAGGGAUGAAUACAAAAAUUACUUUUGUUCUCCUACUGGCAGUGUAGAGUGGCAGGAUGCAGCAGUUUUAAGACACAAUUGUUAA